CUUAGCAUCGUCAAUAAAAAGCUGACUUUUUUAAAUCCCUUUAUCGCCAAAAAAAAAAAAUUUCAACAACAGCGACAUUUCCUUUUAUCUUCCGGAUCUUGCCUCCAAUCACAAAACAUCAUCGUGAUCAGCAAGAAAUGGCUAGGUCUGGGGUUGAUGAGACAUCAGAAUCUGGAGCUUUUGUAAGAACGGCAUCAACGUUCCGCAACUUUGUGUCUCAAGAUCCUGAUUCUCAGUUUCCAGCUGAAUCAGGAAGAUACCAUCUUUACAUAUCCUAUGCUUGUCCAUGGGCUUGUAGAUGUCUCUCUUACCUUAAGAUCAAAGGUCUUGAUGAAGCAAUCAGCUUCUCGUCGGUUCACACAAUUUGGGGAAGAACCAAGGAAACUGAUGAUCAUAGAGGAUGGGUUUUCCCGGAUUCAGAUACUGAGCUCCCUGGAGCUGAGCCUGAUUAUCUAAAUGGUGCCAAGACUGUGAGAGAUCUCUAUGAGAUUGCUAGCCCCAAUUAUGAAGGGAAGUACACUGUUCCUAUUCUGUGGGAUAAGAAGCUUAAGACUGUGGUUAACAACGAGAGUUCAGAGAUAAUUCGGAUGUUCAACACCGAGUUCAAUAGUAUUGCAAAAAACCCGUCACUUGACCUUUAUCCUUCUCAUCUUAGAGACACAAUCGACGAGACUAAUGAAUGGGUUUUCAACGGGAUAAACAACGGUGUUUAUAGAUGUGGGUUUGCUAGGAAACAAGAACCUUACGAUGAGGCAGUGAACCAGUUGUAUGAAGCAGUAGAUAGAUGUGAGGCAAUACUCGGGAAACAAAGAUACAUCUGCGGAAACACUUUCACUGAAGCAGAUAUCCGACUAUUCGUCACUCUCAUAAGAUUUGAUGAGGUUUACGCGGUUCACUUCAAAUGCAACAAGAGACUCUUAAGGGAGUAUCCGAAUAUCUUCAACUACAUAAAAGAUAUCUACCAAAUCAAUGGAAUGAGUAGCACUGUGAAAAUGGAUCACAUUAAGCAACAUUACUACGGAAGCCACCCUACGAUAAACCCGUUUGGGAUCAUUCCGCAGGGGCCGAAUAUUGACUACUCUUCGCCUCACGACCGCGACAGAUUCUCCUCGUAAAAUACCAAAAACAUCAAAGGUCUAUGUUUUAUCACCUGUCCUAAAAGCAACAGUCUUUUUUUUUCUGUUUCUGUUUGAAAGUCAAUACUUGUGUGUGUUUGUGUGUGUAAAUGUUGCAAGUCAUGGUGUGUUCUACAUUUUGCUAAGUGAUUGUAUGUUUUGAGAUUAAUCUAUAUUUUGAAACAC
Eutrema salsugineum is the source of this 1301-nucleotide messenger RNA. Its product is annotated as glutathionyl-hydroquinone reductase YqjG. Bases 138 to 1115 code for a protein of 325 amino acids. The record is from RefSeq and is a predicted model, not a curated record. The transcript is spliced from 6 exons. Gene Ontology annotation, cellular component: cytoplasm. Gene Ontology annotation, molecular function: glutathione transferase activity. NCBI's taxonomy places the organism in Eukaryota, Viridiplantae, Streptophyta, Magnoliopsida, Brassicales, Brassicaceae.